AUGUCAACAGGAAGAACCAUGAUCCUGGCCGUGGCCGGUGCCGGCGCACUCGGCACCGCGCUCUACGCCAUGCAGGACUCGACGACAGCACGCAACCAAUCCCCGAACAAGACGCGCGACAAGAAGAACAUGGGGCUCGAAGGCGCGGGCAUCGCCGGCACGGGAGCGGGCGGAGGCAACGAAAGGGCCAUUGACCCGAGUCGGGACAAAAAGGUCCAGACGACGGCGCCGCGGGAGAAGCUACCGUCGGGCGGUGUAGGAGGUGGUCCCAGGGCGGGCGGCAUGGGUGCGCGAACGGUCGAUGUGUCCAAGACGGGACCGCCGUGGUAG
Messenger RNA from Cordyceps fumosorosea ARSEF 2679, 330 nucleotides. RefSeq lists its product as hypothetical. NCBI's taxonomy places the organism in Eukaryota, Fungi, Ascomycota, Sordariomycetes, Hypocreales, Cordycipitaceae. The transcript has a single exon. The record is from RefSeq and is a predicted model, not a curated record. The coding region runs from base 1 to 330 and encodes 109 amino acids.